AUGGAGUACCAACUCCCCCCAUCACGAAACCCUAGCAGGAAUGCGGUCCUGCCAUCAGAAUCGGGCCCAGCAAUGGCGGCAGCCACUACAAGACCUUUCGAGGAAAGUCUCCUCCGCGAAUGGGCCAGCAUUAUACGUGAGAAGAAGGCGCUCCUGGAACUGUCACCGAACGGCUUGUUGCAGCUGAUGCCUCUCCUGGGCGAUGAUGCCAUACCAAUCAUCGCGGACGAGAUCAAGUAUCUCAGCGGUCAAUCUCACCACUAUGUACGCCCUACCCGCUACAGGGGUACUCGUAGCUCUCGAUUCGACUACUGUACACUGUCCAAGGAUGUGCUCAGACUCGGCAACAUCCCUGGUGCCAUUGCAGAAGCAGCGAGGCUCGUAUGCUCCCUCUUCGAGUCUCAUCUCUGCAAGACCGAGACGACGCUCUUCAAUCCCAACUACGACAAGAUCAGCUAUGUAUGCUGGAUUUUCGAUAAUUUGCUAGCCGACACGAUCAGGAUCAUGAAGAUCAGCAGCAAGCAAUGGUACGAUGGCUGGAACCCACAGCAGGUGUUGAACACAGUACAGCGACUGCGCACACACAACACACGAAGGGUCAGCAGAAUAGUGAUGAGCGAAAGAGUUAAGCAGCGCAAACCCUGUGGCGUCGGUAUAUCGCUGGAAAACUCUCCGAUUUUUACACGAAGCAUACAGUCACUGCAGCGGCCCUUCAUACGCCACUCUCGAGAGGUGGGAAUCAUACUUGCGACCAAGACAGCUGGCCAUCACCUGCCACCAGAGCUUGUGGAAAUGAUCAGCGAUUACUUCUGGGACAAGGACUUGCUCAAGGCCUUGGAGGCUGACCUUGCUCGCCGCAUCCGCGAAGCAGCGUCAGCCAGCGCUGUUGCGACUCAAGGCACGAAGCAACUCGUAGCAGCUUCGAAAGACAACGUGCAAGCAGGGGAGAAGUUGCCCAUCGAUUUGACCAAGGGCUACAUGAAUUGA
Molecule: messenger RNA, 987 nt
Organism: Fulvia fulva
Lineage: Eukaryota; Fungi; Ascomycota; Dothideomycetes; Mycosphaerellales; Mycosphaerellaceae
Exons: 2
Coding region: 1-987 (328 amino acids)
Source: RefSeq, a predicted model, not a curated record